Messenger RNA from Oldenlandia corymbosa var. corymbosa, 5568 nucleotides. The record is from the annotation of a GenBank genome assembly. Lineage: Eukaryota; Viridiplantae; Streptophyta; Magnoliopsida; Gentianales; Rubiaceae.
AUGGCUUUUUAUAGAAAUUACUCUAACCAGCCAGUUGAGCAAAGUUCUCUGGAUGAGAAAGGCCACAGACAGGGAGUGGAUAGAGUAAUAGGGAAUAGUGAGGAAGUGGAGGCUAUGUCAAGUGAUAAUGAGUUGGCUCUGCUAGAUAAUGAUAGAGUAGAUAGUACACAAACACCUGCAGCUGGGAAUUCUGGUAAGUGGGGUUCGAAUUUUUGGAAAGACUGUCAGCCGAUGGAGUCCCAUGGUGUCUCCGAGUCAGGUGAAGAGUCAAAGAGUGGUUCAGAAUAUAAAAGCGAUGAAGGCUCAGAAGAUGAUUCUUAUGAUGGUGGUGCCCGUAGAGUGAGCGAGUUGGAAGAUGGUGAUACUGGUAAGGAAGUAGGGAAGAGCCAAAAUGUUCCUUUGGAUGAAAUGUUGUCGGAUGAGUACUACGAGCAAGAUGGUGACGACCACGGUGAUCCGUUGCAUCAUAAAGUUACAAAUCCUUCAAGUAGCUUCAGUUUGAAGCCACUGCCUUGCCCUGUUGAUGCUAGCAAGCUGGACCCUAAGAAGUCAAGGGCUUUAAACUCUGGUUAUUGUGAAGAUGAUGCUGAUUAUGAGGAUGGCGAAGACGAAGUAGAUGAAGAUGACCCCGAUGAUGCAGAUUUUAAUCCAGAUUAUGGUUCCACAAUGGAUAGAAAGGGAGGCAAGGAUGAAGACUGGGGUGUUGAACAGUCUGAUGAAUCUGAUAACAAUGAUGGUGAAGAUGAUUUGAAUGUAUCAGAUGAAGAUGAUGCAUAUUAUAAGAAACCGAAAGGUAAGCAAAAAGGUAAGGGUGGCCAAAGUGUUAAAUCUUCCAGAUUUUUUAAGACAGUCGCAUCAUCUAGUCGGAGGAGAAGUGGUCGACUCAGACUUGAAGAGGAGUCUUUGUCUGAAAAGGACUCCGAGAAUGAUAGUGAUGAGGAUUUCGGAAGCAUGAAAAGGAAAGGUGUGCAGCUGCGUAGGAAGUAUGAUGGCCGAGGAGCUGUCAAUAACAAGUCUAAUAGGAGUAGUGAGCUCCGCAGCUCUAGUAGAUCAGUGCGGAAGGUUUCCUAUGCUGAAAGUGAAGAAAGUGAGGAACUUGAAGAUGGAAAGAAAAAGAAGAGCCAAAAGGAGGAAUGUGAAGAGGAAGAUGGUGAUAUAAUCGAGAAGGUACUAUGGCAUCAGCCAAAAGGAAUUGCAGAGGAAGCAUUAAGAAACAAGAAAUCAGCAGAGCCUGUGCUGCUAAGCCACUUGUUUGACUCCGAACCAGACUGGAACCAGGUGGAAUUUCUGAUCAAAUGGAAGGGCCAGUCACAUUUGCAUUGUCAGUGGAAGUCAUUAUCUGAUUUGCAGAAUCUCAGUGGUUAUAAGAAGGUGUUGAAUUACACAAAAAAAGUAACUGAAGAUGUCAGGUAUCGCAAGAGAGUAUCUCGCGAAGAGAUCGAGGUCAAUGAUGUGAGCAAGGAAAUGGACUUGGAUAUCAUCAAGCAAAACUGUAAGGUGGAGAGGAUAAUUGCUGAAAGAAUCACCAAAGAUGCCUCAGGUGAUGUAGGACCUGAAUUCUUGGUCAAAUGGCAAGGGCUCUCCUAUGCUGAAGCUACAUGGGAAAAGGAUGUUGACAUUGCUUUUGCUCAAGAUGCGAUAGACGAAUUCAAGACUCGUGAAGCCUCUAUAAUGAUAAAUGGAGCAACAGUGGAUCUGCAGCGCAGGAAGAGCAAAGGUAGUUUGCGGAAGCUUGAUGAGCAGCCGGAGUGGUUGAAAGGUGGAAAGCUUCGAGAUUAUCAGCUUGAAGGUCUAAAUUUCCUUGUUAAUAGCUGGAGAAAUGAUACUAAUGUCAUAUUAGCAGAUGAGAUGGGUUUGGGUAAAACUGUUCAGUCAGUUUCCAUGCUUGGCUUUCUUCAGAAUGCGCAGAAUAUUCAAGGGCCUUUUCUUGUUGUUGUUCCUCUAUCAACAUUGUCAAACUGGGCAAAGGAAUUCAGAAAGUGGCUACCGAACAUGAACGUUAUUGUGUAUGUAGGAACUCGUGCAAGCCGUGAGGUCUGUCAGCAAUAUGAGUUUUACAAUGAGAAGAAAGUUGGCAGGAGUAUCAGAUUUGACUCUCUUUUGACAACCUAUGAAGUACUAUUGAAGGAUAAAGCGGUUCUCUCAAAAAUCAGAUGGAAUUAUCUCAUGGUUGAUGAAGCACAUAGGCUAAAAAACAGUGAAGCUUCGUUGUAUACCACUCUAUCGGAAUUUAGCACCAAGAACAAGUUACUUAUCACCGGUACCCCAUUGCAAAACAGCGUUGAAGAACUAUGGGCUCUGCUUCACUUUCUUGAUUCCAACAAGUUCAAUAGUAAGGAUGUAUUUGUUGACAACUACAAAAAUCUGAGUUCAUUCAAUGAGAAUGAGCUGGCUAAUCUUCAUAUGGAACUGAGACCGCACAUUCUGAGAAGAGUUAUCAAGGAUGUCGAGAAGUCCUUGCCUCCGAAAAUUGAACGCAUUCUUAGGGUCGAGAUGUCCCCACUGCAAAAACAGUACUAUAAAUGGAUUUUGGAGCGUAAUUUCCAAGACUUGAACAAGGGUGUCCGUGGGAAUCAGGUUUCGCUUUUAAAUAUUGUGGUGGAGUUGAAGAAAUGCUGCAAUCAUCCGUUUCUUUUUGAAAGUGCUGAUCAUGGGUAUGGUGGGAACACAAACGUUGAUGGCAGUGCUAAGCUGGAGAGGAUAACACUAAGCAGUGGGAAGCUAGUUAUACUUGAUAAAUUGCUGGAUAGGCUACAUGCCACUAAACAUCGUGUUUUGAUUUUUUCCCAGAUGGUGAGAAUGUUGGAUAUAUUGGCAGAAUAUUUGUCUCUUAAAGGGUUUCUAUUUCAAAGGCUUGAUGGCAGCACAAAGGCAGAAUUACGGCAGCAGGCUAUGGACCAUUUUAAUGCUCCUGGUAGUGAUGAUUUCUGUUUUCUUCUUUCGACCCGGGCUGGUGGUUUGGGUAUUAAUCUGGCAACAGCAGAUACAGUCAUUAUAUUUGAUUCAGAUUGGAAUCCUCAGAAUGAUCUACAGGCAAUGAGUAGGGCCCAUAGGAUUGGUCAGCAAGAAGUUGUUAAUAUAUACCGGUUUGUGACAAGUAAGAGUGUGGAGGAAGAUAUACUGGAACGGGCUAAGAAAAAGAUGGUUCUUGAUCAUUUAGUGAUUCAGAAGCUUAAUGCUGAGGGAAGACUGGAAAAGAAAGAAUCAAAAAAGGGAACCGGGUUUGACAAGAAUGAGUUGUCAGCAAUCUUACGAUUUGGAGCUGAGGAGCUAUUCAAAGAGGACAGAAAUGAUGAGGAGAGCAAAAAGAAGCUUUUAAAUAUGAGUAUUGAUGAAAUUCUCGAACGAGCAGAGAAGGUUGAAGAAAAGGCAUCCAAUCAGGAGGGUGGUAGUGAACUGCUUAGUGCUUUUAAGGUUGCCGAUUUCUGCAGUGCUGAAGAUGAUGGUAGUUUUUGGAGCCGCAUGAUAAAACCUGAAGCAGUUGCACAAGCUGAAGAUGCUCUUGCUCCACGUGCUGCUAGAAAUAUUAAGAGCUAUGCAGAGGCAAACCCUCUUGAGAGUACUAAUAAAAGGAAAAAGAGGGGGGUGGAAUCUCAGGAAAGAUUACCAAAGCGUCGUAAAGCGGAAACUGGAUACUCCCCAUCUGUGAUUGAGGGUGCGACUGCUCAAGUAAGAUGCUGGUCCUAUGGAAACUUGUCAAAGAGGGAUGCCACCCGUUUCUUCCGUGCAGUCAAGAAAUUUGGGAAUGAUAGCCAGAUUGACUUAAUAGCAGCUGAAGUUGGAGGAGUGGUAGAGGCUGCUCCAACGGAAGUGCAGAUUGAGCUUUAUGAUGCUUUGAUAGAUGGUUGUAGAGAAGCCAUUAAAUCGGAAAGCGAUGAUCCAAAAGGACCUCUGUUGGAUUUUUUUGGAGUCCCUGUUAAACCUGAUGAACUGUUAAGCCGUGUUGAGGAGCUUCAGUUGUUAGCAAAACGUAUAAGUCGGUAUGAAGAUCCAAUAUCUCAGUUCAGAGCAUUAGCGUAUCUCAAACCUGCGACAUGGUCUAAAGGUUGUGGCUGGAAUCAGAAGGAUGAUGCGAAGCUGCUUCUGGGAAUUCACUACCAUGGCUUUGGUAAUUGGGAGAAGAUAAGAUUGGAUGAUAAAUUAGGUCUUUCCAAAAAGAUUGCUCCUGUGGAACUCCAGCAUCACGAGACAUUUUUACCUCGAGCUCCACAGCUGAAGGAACGAGGGUCCCAGCUUUUGGAAAUGGAACUUGUGGCUGUUGGUGGAAAGAAUUCUGAUGUGAAAGUUGGUCGUAAGGCUUCUAAAAAACAGAAAGGUGCUCUUUCAAAUGUUACUGCAGGUCGUGGUAAAAGUAGGCAGGGAAAUCCAGGCUCUUCUGGGCAUAAUGCUCAAUCUAUUAAGGCCAAAGCUUCAAGACCCCAAAAAGUAGAACCUUUAGUUAAAGAAGAAGGUGAAAUGUCUGACAAUGAAGAAGUUUAUGAGCAAUUCAAGGAAGUAAAAUGGCGAGAAUGGUGUGAAGAUGUCAUGGCUGAUGAUGAAAAGACGUUGAAACGUCUACAGCGCUUGCAAACUACGAGUGCUGAUCUUCCAAAGGAAAAGGUAUUAUCCAAAAUAAGAACUUACUUGCAACUUCUUGGACGGAGAAUUGAUCAAAUUGUCCUUGAAUAUGAGGAGGGGCCCUACAAAAAAGAAAGGGAGAGACUUCAUCAGAUAUAUUCGAAACUAAAACAAGAGCAACCAUCAGCCGGAGUGGGUCCAUCCCAUAUCAAUGGUUUUGUGCCAGGCGAUCAGAUGUCCGCGUCAUUGGACAGAGGCAUUGAUACAGAAAGAUUCGAAGCAUGGAAGAGGAGGAGAAGAGCUGAGACUGAGACUCCCCAAACGCAACCAUUCCAACCUCAAUAUCAGAGAAUGAGUAAUGGAACACGUGUAACUGACCCAAAUUCUUCUGGGAUUCUUGGGGCUGCACCAACAGACAGUAGACAGUUCUUUAACGAUCUGAAUCCUCUUCUCUUCACCUCUCUCGCCAUGGCGGAUGAACUUGCGGCACUAUACUCCAAACUUUCUCUGAAACCCAAUGUGAUUCUGGCGGAAAGAAAUGCCCAUGCUAUCAAACUGACAGCCACUUCUGAAGCAAUUGAUUUGGCAGUCCAAGGAGCUUUAUGUCUUGCUGUCAAGAUCCUUGGCCAUCUCAAAAAAGACUGUGAUGAAAGGCUCCUAAAAGGUGUGGCAGAAAACGCUAAAGAAAGAUGGAGAAAAUGGCUCAAGUUUGAAGAACCCCAUAAGCCUCAGGCGAUAACCAACCGGAAGAAAUAUGUUGCCGGCGGCAGUGCUGACCCGGAAAAUUCAAAUCCCAACUUGCAAUCAACCCCAACUAGAAAUCUUAUCCCAACCAACUUCCCCAGUAUUCACUACCAGAAGGCUAGCCGGAAAGAAAUUAAGAAGCUAAGAGCUAAAGUUCAAAAUCUUCAAAUGAGCCCAUUGGAUGACAUCGCGUAUAAUGAACUACAUGAGAAAAAACUAGAACUUGAGGCUCUUCUGACGGAGGAAGACGAUAAGUGGAAACAAUAG